Achroia grisella is the source of this 2919-nucleotide messenger RNA. RefSeq names its product dnaJ homolog subfamily C member 7 (gene Tpr2). Gene Ontology annotation, molecular function: protein binding. The transcript is spliced from 8 exons. The coding region runs from base 135 to 1619 and encodes 494 amino acids. The record is from RefSeq and is a predicted model, not a curated record. NCBI's taxonomy places the organism in Eukaryota, Metazoa, Arthropoda, Insecta, Lepidoptera, Pyralidae.
UAUGAAUUAGAGAAAAACGAUUUACUACCUCAUUCUCUUCAUUGAAAGAAAAAAAAGAUUUAAUAUCAAAUCUUCAAAAUAAAUGGUCAAUUUACUUGCAACACGUAACUAAAAUUGUCUAAAUAAUUCCAAAAAUGGCAGACUCAGAUGUAGUGGAUUUGGAUUUAACCAUUGAUGAUUUAGUUCCUAAAAGCACAGAGAGGUUGGCUGAAGAAAAGAAAGAAAGUGGCAAUCAUUUAUAUAAAUUCAAAAAUUACAAAGGUGCACUUGUUAUGUAUGAUGAGGCAAUAAACCUAUGUCCUGAUAAUGCUGCUUACUAUGGAAAUAGAUCUGCUUGUUAUAUGAUGCUGGGCAUGUAUAAGAAAGCUUUAGAUGAUGCUCAGAAGGCUGUUUCUUUGGACCCUACAUUCACAAAAGGCUACAUUCGUAUAGCAAAAUGUUGCAUUGCUUUAGGUGAUAUGUCUAGUGGGGAGCAGGCUGUCAAUAAAGCAAAAGAAUUAGGUGGGGCAGAAUGCGCAACCAGUGAACGACGUGCCUUAGAGUCCCUAAGGAGAUUACAUGAAGAUGCUCAACGCGCAAUGGAGGCUCGUGAUUAUCGCCGCGUAGUGUUCUGCAUGGACCGUUGCCUUGACUAUAGCCCUUCAUGUGCCAAGGCGAAGCUCACGAAAGCCGAAUGUUUGGCAAUGCUUGGGCGUUGUCAGGAAGCUCAAGAAAUUGCUAACGAUUCUUUACGGUUUGAUAGUUUAGAUGCCGAAGCUAUAUAUGUACGAGGAUUGUGCCUUUAUUUUGAGGAUAAGGAUGAGCAAGCUUUUAAACACUUCCAACAAGUUUUGCGGCUUGCUCCAGAUCACAAAAAAGCUAUUGAAACAUAUAAAAGAGCUAAAUUACUGAAACAAAAGAAAGAAGAAGGUAAUGAAGCUUUUAAAAUGGGACGUUGGCCACAAGCCCUUUCUCGUUACAACGAAGCGUUGAAUAUAGACAAAAACAAUAAAGCAGUCAAUGCUAAGUUGUACUUUAAUAAGGCAACGGUAUGUGCUAAACUUAAUCAAACAAUAGAAGCCGCUAAAGCGUGCACAGCAGCGCUAGAACUCGACGAGAAUUAUGUAAAGGCGUUGCUUCGUCGCGCAAAAUGCCACACUGAACUUGGCAAUUAUCAGGAUGCAGUGAAGGACUAUGAAAGACUAUACAAAAUAGACAAAAGCAAAGAAAAUAAGCAGAUGCUGCAUGAAGCCAAAAUUGCGCUCAAAAGAUCUGAACGAAAGGAUUACUAUAAAAUUCUAGGAGUGGCGAAAACUGCGUCCGUAGACGAUAUUAAAAAAGCUUACAGGAAGCGCGCCCUGGUGCACCACCCGGACCGGCACGCGGGCGCUCCGGACACUGAGAGGCGCGAGCAGGAGCGCCGCUUCAAGGAGGUGGGCGAGGCGUAUGGCGUGCUCAGCGACCCCAAGAAGCGCGCGCGCUACGACCACGGACAGGACCUGGGCGAAGACGGCGGAGACAUGGCUGAUAUCGACCCGAAUGUGGUAUUCCAGUCAUUUUUCAAUCCCAGUAGACAAAACUUUAAUUUCUCUUCAGCUGGUGCAUUCCCGGCUUCUGGAUAUUCCUUUCAAUUCGGUUAAGUACAUGAUUAUGUAAUUAUUAUAUUAUAUAUUAUGUAAUAUAAUAUGAUAACGAUCAAUAGUAACAAAACAUUCUUAAUUCAAGAAUCGACAUUUUAUACAAAAUUUAAAAUUUAUUUACGCAAUAAGUAACUUGGACAAAUUGUAUAAUAGACUUUAAUGAGUCUUUUCUUCAUUCCAUCGCGAAUUUGAUACCAUAUUUUUUUUUAUAAAGUUCCCGCAUCACUUGGUUGAAAUCAUUCCUUAUUCUUUGUAUAAAAUUAAUUAUUAGGUAUUCCAAAUAUAAUUAAUAUUAUUUAGAUAAGCAGUGAUUUCUGUGCAAGAUAUCAUAUAUAAUAAAUGUUUACUCUGUUUUAUCAUUACAAAACUUAGUAAUAAUUAUAACGUUGACUGAUUUAGUUAAGUAACAUUUUCCCUAUCCUUUCACUCUGUGUGUUGUGUGAACGGUUUUGUUGAUAUAUAAUGGAAGGGAAGAUAAUUCGAUGGGUUCAUUUAUAAAUUAUUAUUUUAAUUUAGGUCCAGAAUACCUACUUAAAAUGAUAACCGAUUCUUUAUUGGAUCAAUUGUAUAGUCAACUUAUUUUCGAACUAUCUUGUUCUAUUAAUGCAAAUUACUCUAUUAUGGAAAUGGCCUUCUGUUGCCAUUUUUAUAAUCAAGUGUUCUGUACUUCACCUAUUAACAUGUACAACCAGCAUACCAUAAAUGUGUUGGAAUAUUAACAUGAUGUAAAAUAAAACUUAAUAUUGUAAUUACAUUUUGUUUGAUUGAAAUACACAUGUGGAUUAAAAAGUUUUAUAUUUUAUAAAACUUUUUUUUUUGCGUACAACAAAGUUACAACGCAGAUUCAAAAAAAAAUAUUUGCCAUAGUAUACUUUAUGUUAUGUUAUUUUGUUAAAUUUGCUACCUUUCAGACAUGCUGUUCCAUUCCAUCUACUGUGCCUAUUAAAAACAUUUUUAUUAAAGCAGUAGAAAAUGUGAAAUGUAAUUCAAGUAUACACUAAAGUACGUGGAGUGUAGAACUCUACAAUUAGGAACACUAUGUCGUCAAUUCCUUUAUACAAUCCAUUCUUGUAACCGUUCCCGUAAAAUAUUUUUAUGUAAUAAGAUCUGGCUUUUGCCCUUUAACACCGCUAUUGAACGAUCUUGAUGUUGGUACUUAAAUACAACUGACGAGACUUCUUAAUAAAAGCUAAUUUUUGCUUUUCUAUCUAUAAUAUAUAAAUAGUACCUACCUAAUCAAAAUCAUUCAAUUUUAAAUAACUUAGAUCUGUUAUAAUUCGCAUACCAAUAAAAUAAUUAG